Spinacia oleracea (spinach) is the source of this 1418-nucleotide messenger RNA. RefSeq names its product hyoscyamine 6-dioxygenase. The transcript is spliced from 5 exons. The record is from RefSeq and is a predicted model, not a curated record. Bases 150 to 1172 code for a protein of 340 amino acids. Lineage: Eukaryota; Viridiplantae; Streptophyta; Magnoliopsida; Caryophyllales; Amaranthaceae.
UCUCACCUCCAAAUCAAACUCAAAACUUUAAAAGCUUCCUAAAGAGGCCUAAUGUCGAGAGCUUAAACACUUCAUCAUACACUAAAACAGCAAGAUCAAGCUAAGCAAAUUCCCCUUUACAACAAAGAUUUUACAUAUCCUAACAAAAGAUGAACAAUUUUGUUUAUAGUUGGUCUGACGGCAAGACGUUGCCUGAAAGUUAUGUAUUUCCACCUGAAAAAAGACCUGGGGAGCACCUUGUCCAUGUUUCCAAGAAUAUUCCGGUAAUUGAUCUUGGAAAGGCGGUCGGGCUUCAUCGCAAGGAGGCAAUUCAGCAGAUUAUUGAUGCUAGUCAAGAGUUCGGAUUUUUUCAGGUGAUUAACCAUGGAGUUCCGAGAAGAGUAGUUGAAGACGCGAGAGCUGCUUAUCAAGGAUUUUUCGAUCUUCCUACAGAGGAAAAGAUGAGAUUAUAUUCUUCAGAUGUCAAUAAGAAAUGCAUAUUUUACACAAGCAGUGUGUUCUAUGAUAACGAAGACAUUCAUGCUUGGAGGGAUUCUUUAAGACACUUGUGCACCCCUUUAGACGAAUGCAUCCAUUCUUGGCCUCAAAAACCUACCAAAUACAGGGAGGUUGUGCAGAAGUAUGUAACUGAAGUUAGAGAGAUGGGAUCGAGAAUUUUGGAGCUCAUAAGUGAAGGAUUGGGGCUUGGAGUUGGAUAUUUUGAAAACGAAUUGAGUCAACAACAAUAUUUGAACGUUCAUCGGUACCCUCCAUGCCCUGAUCCAAGUUUAACCUUGGGACUGAGACCGCACUGUGAUACUGGACUCAUAACCAUACUUCUCCAAGGAACUGUCGCGGGGCUUCAAGCGUUGAAGGAUGGACAAUGGAUGUGUAUUGAGCCAAUUCCUGAUGCAUUUGUUGUAAACAUUGGGUACCAAUUACAGAUUGUUAGCAAUGGUAAGCUGGUGAGUGUGGUACAUAGAGCAGUUACGAACAAAGAUGAAGCACGGAUGUCUGCUGCCUUCUUCAUCGAGCCAAAGGAAGACUGUAUCGUGGAGCCUGCGAAAGCAAUUACCACUGAUGCUGGAAAUCCUGCAGUGUAUAAGAGUGUUCAGUAUGCAGAGUUCGUUCAAACGUUUAGGGCAGCCUAUCUAGGAAAAACUCAGAAUGUGUUGGAACAUUACAUGGUAUGAUGAACUACAUCAACUUCGUCUUCUGAAAAAAGAAUUAAAAGAACAGCUUGAAGAUCGAUCCUGCAAGUCUGCAACACACUUAGCCUUAUUGCUGAUGCUUAUAUGAGUAUGUCAUAUUUGUGCAUAAGAGUAGUUUUAUCAAACAAUACGUAAGGGAGACCUUUUCUUGCAAUCUUUUAAUCACUAUAUACAAUAUGGAGUACUACUUAAAAUACGGAUUAUCUAUAUAUUUUACCUUUGGCUAUC